CCGUUCAAUAAAGUUAAUUGAAAUAAACAAAGUGACGUCAUAUCGCAAUGGCGGCCUCCGUGACAGUGCUUACUCCGAACGGGAGAAGACAGACCGUCAAGGUGUCUCCGAACACCCCCUUAUUGCAGGUUCUCGAGGACGUCUGUAAAAAACACGAAUUCAACCCUAACGACCACGGGUUGAAGUUCCAGAGGAACGUUCUGGACCUGACGCUCCAAUGGAGGUACGCCAGUCUGCCCAACAAUGCCAAACUGGAAAUGGUGGCAGGGGCCAGAAAGCAGACCGCAGCCGACGGACAGGUACGUAUCGGUCUCCAGAUGGAGGAUGGUUCUCGACUCCAAGGAACGUUCUCCAGUGGGCAGAACCUUUGGGAACUCCUCACACACUUUCCUGAGACAAGAGCGCUGGCCGAGUCAGGAGCCACCCCCGUGUGUGUCUACAUGAGAGACCAGGUGACUGGAGCAGAGGCUUUACAGACGGCCACGCUGAGGUCUCUGGGGCUCAGCAGUGGGAGCGCCGUGGUCCGCUUUCUUCUAAAAGACACCAAAACAGACGAUGACGAAGAUGGCGGGCGGGAGGGGACGAAGGGGAGCAGACCUCCUCCCUCCCAGCGCUCCCAUGGACCGGCCCCCUCUCAGCCCGACGCUCCGGGAUCCGGAGCGCCGCUCCGUACGGCCAGCCCCGACCGGCCGUCUGCUGCCCCCCCUGCGGCCCCCCCCGCUGCCCCCCCUGCGGCCCCCCCCGCUGCCACCUCACCUGCCCCCCCCGCUGCCCCCCCUGCUGCCACCUCACCUGCCCCCCCCGCUGCCCCCCCCGCUGCCACCAUGCCUGCCCCCCCCCUUGCGGCCCCCGCCCCCCUGUCCUCUGCCCGCACUGCCCCCCUCCCCCCUGACGCUCCCCCGGCCUCCCAGCAUGCCUCUGGGUUGAGCGCGGCGGCGGUGGAUGACGGAGAGACAGCGGGUCCGUCGGGACUCGCCUCCCCCCCGCCGCCCGCCGCCCCCUUCACCCCCUUCACAGGGGGGGGCCAGCGCCUGGGCGGGCCCGCCGCCGGGGGGGCGGGGCCUCUGUCGUCCUCCUCCGGGUCGUCCUCUGGGGUAUCCAAGGCAACAGGAGGGUCCCCCAAAGCCAAGAAGGCCAAACCCUGCCAGAACGCCAACGCCAAGGGUCGGGUCAACCAGAGCGAUGAAGACAUGGAGCUGAGGGAGGGCCUUCUGGAGCCCGUGGAGAGGGAGGCUCUGGUCUACAGCCUGGACUCCGGACCCCAGCGGACGGGCGCCCACCAUGAGCUGUCAGACGAGUUCUUUGAGGUGACCGUCGACGACAUACGCAAGCGCUUCGCCCAGCUGAAGAGCGACAGGAGGUCGCUGGAGGAGACCCCCUUGAUGACCAAAGCCCUGAAGGAGUCCCAGCUCAAGGAGAAGAUGGAGCGCUAUCCCAAGGUGGUCCUCAGGGUCCAGUUCCCAGACCGCCACGUCCUUCAGGGAUUCUUCCGGCCCCUGGAGACGGUUGCUGAUGUCCGGAGGUUCGUCCAGAACCACCUGGAGGACCCUGAGCUGGACUUCUACCUGUUCGUCACCCCUCCCAAGACGGUCCUGGACGAGGCCUCCGUCACGCUGUUCCAGGCCCACCUGUUCCCCGGAGCCCUGGUGUACUUCGGCUGUGAGCUGCAGACCGACUGCUACCUGCAGAGGGAGCACCUGAGCGCCUGUGUGUCCGCCACGCAGGCCAACGAGUCCAUCGCCAGCUGCAUGCCCCCCUCCCCAGAGGACGGACGCCCCCCCUCUGAGCCUAAGGGGGGCCGACAGGACGGACCGCCCCCCCCCACGGCCCACAGCCAGCCCCCCCAGCGGGCGGGACCGGACGCCGGCAAGGUCCCCAAGUGGCUGAAGCUCCCAGGAAAGAAGUGAGUCUCCUGCUGGUCAACUAGAGACUGCAGUCUUCUCCAUCGCUGAAAUGAACCUCACCAUUUUAGCUUUACCGCCGUUAUGGCAAAGCACUCGAUUGAUCAUGUAACACGCCGGCAUUCAACAGUGAAACAAGAACAUGUAAGGACUAAUAAAUACUUGCAUACGUUUUCG
Molecule: messenger RNA, 2078 nt
Organism: Gadus morhua (Atlantic cod)
Lineage: Eukaryota; Metazoa; Chordata; Actinopteri; Gadiformes; Gadidae
Gene: aspscr1
Product: ASPSCR1 tether for SLC2A4, UBX domain containing
Exons: 17
Coding region: 48-1907 (619 amino acids)
Biological process (GO): signal transduction; glucose homeostasis; intracellular protein transport
Cellular component (GO): nucleus; cytoplasm; vesicle membrane
Molecular function (GO): protein binding
Source: RefSeq, a predicted model, not a curated record